AUGUAUACUGUGCUACUGUCCUCUUUAUUUACAAAGUUAAUAAUAAUUCCUUCAGUUCAAGGUCUGUGUGGUGAGACUAUACGUUGGUCGCACCAUUUUAAUGUGGACGAUGUUUUUGGACUGUGGUAUGGUGUAGGCUAUGCGCAGCACACGCCUGAUAUGACUAACAAGCCCAAUGAAAUAGGUUGCGUAUCUCUCUAUAUCACUGAUACUACUUACGAGGUUCGAGACGAUUGGCUUAACUGGGCUAUCCCAAGAAAAAACCAUACGGAUCAGAAUUGGCGAUCUUAUAAAAGCAAUCCGUGGUCAGAUGAUUCUAUGUCAGGGUCGUGGCUCGAUUUAAGAUUGAAAAGGGAGAUUAAAAGGAACAUCAAUGAGGAAAGGCGUUUAAGGGUAAUGUGGGAUGAAGAUGGACAGUCCAUGGAGCAGGUAUAUAUUUACUCUGCAGAAGAUCCCGGUCUUUGGAUUGCAGAAAAAUUGCGGCCUUGGGAAAAAGAGAUGCGUUCUAGAGGCAUAGAUGUUUGGUACCCAGACGACCCACCUCGACAUCCUGAGGUAAUUCGAGUACUAAAAGCUAGUCCACAUAUGCUGUUGAUAAAUCACUGCUCAGAAACAGGAGAUGGUGGGAUUUUCACUUUAAUUCUUAGAAGAUCAAUAACGAGACUACAAAGAUGGGAGUGGUAUAAAUUUCAGCAAGAAUUCUAUAAUUAUGAUCUUCCUAAAUUAUACCGCCAGGCCACCGUAUGUGGCGGUUGUAUGGAAUUCAGUUCAAUUAUAAAUGUAUUUAUUUGUAAUUUUGUAUUAUACGCUAUAUAUUACGCGUACUCCUAA
Molecule: messenger RNA, 831 nt
Organism: Parnassius mnemosyne (clouded apollo)
Lineage: Eukaryota; Metazoa; Arthropoda; Insecta; Lepidoptera; Papilionidae
Source: the annotation of a GenBank genome assembly